AUGCAUCACGAAUUACUUUCAGCCUUAUGCGGUGUUUCGGGUGAUUUAUUUAAUCCUUAUCCACCUCAGCCUAGUAUUCCUGUACUCUUUAAAAUACCACCAGACUUCAAUUUUCUACACGAAUCGGAACGUGACGCGCUGGAGCGACUUGCUGAAUUGGGCUUUCAUUAUCGUUGUAUUGUUAGUUUUAUAAAUAAAUAUCGCGGCAUAAAUUCUGCUGUUUUCAUUAGCACAAUAGAAACUGAAACUUUUCUUCGUGGCUCUUUUUCUGACGCUUUGUGUAACGCGCUCAAUGCCGUCCUUUCUGAGUAUCAACAACUUGUCUUCGAAUCAGAAGAUUAUAUUCUUGAGGAGGACGGAGUGAUACCCGUUGCUCAUAUGGUUUCAAGAUUUUCAGACUAUCAUGUGAUUUUAUCAACGCUUCAUGAACUUGUGGAUGAAUUAGAAGCGAAUCCAAUCAAAUAUUUUGGAUGUCGUAUUCUCAACUUGUUAGUUGCAAAGUGCAAGACAGGAGUUCCGAAACUUCGUGAAAUAAUGUUCAAACUUGUACAUGCUUGUCAUCUCGUUAUGUAUCAGCAUAUAUCCUCCUGGAUGGUUUAUGGGUAUUUGCAAGAUUCAUUUGGUGAAUUUUUCAUCAAGGAUGAAUCCAUUAUAAACAAGCAGCAACAACAGAAAUCACAAGAAGUAUUCUUGGAUGAAGAAGACAACGAAAAGCGAAGGCAUCAAGAAUUUUUCAUUGAUGAGUCAUUAAUUCCUAACUAUAUACCUCAUAAGAUUGCAGACUCUAUUCUAUUUGUCGGAAGGGCAAUCGCGACUGUAAGAAAUGCAGAUCAUUCAUACCGUAAUAAAAGCAUGUUGCCUCGUAACUUAAGUUCGAUGCAUCUUCAAUAUUUAUUGGAACUUUCAUCUAAACCCAUUUUCAAUGAUUCUGAGUUAGACAAUAUUAUCAGUAUUAUAAGGAAUAAUGUGGCUCAAUGGUUAUGGCAAGUAGUAUUGACAGGAGAUAGGGUCAUUGAAUGCUUGGAAGCUUUCAGAAAUUACUUCUUAUUGGGUCAAGGUGAUUUUGCACUUUCUCUUAUACAACAAUUUGAGAAACUGAUAAAUUCACGAUUGAUAUCAACACGAGCGCCUAUUGUUAAAGAGCAAGAAUUAAACUCUCUGCUUGUUCUUGCUUCUGUGGGAACUUUAGCUGAAAAUGAUCUCAUACUUGAAAAAUUCAGAUUCAGACUGGUGAAUUCCGAUGAUCAAAAAAGAUCAUCGACGAGUAUUUUAUUUGAUGAUAUAGUGAUUGGAAUUCCUCUUAGACUAGAAUAUCAAGUAAAUUGGCCAUUGGAUUUAUUUGUUACUUCUGAAGAUCUGAUGAAGUACGGAGACUUGUUCUCAUUCUUAAUAUCAUUGAAACGCACGCAAUAUCGUCUACAUAAAGCGUGGGUGCAUCUUUCGACUCUACGUAAAUCAAUUGAUUCAAGAAAUAAUAGCGAGUUACCAUUAACAACAUGGAGAAUACGAGCAUCAAUGAUGUUUUUUGUUGAAUGUAUAUGGAGCCAUGUACAGAUGGAUAUCAUAGAAUCCAAUUUCCAAAAAUUGAUUCAUCAAAUAAGCGUUUCAUCUGCACGACAUGCUUCCUCACAUUCAUCAAAUCAAACUCCUAGUACUCCAAUUUCAAUCAUAAAUCCAGAAAUAAUGAAAUUCAAAGAACAAAAACCCGAUACUAAAACGGAAUCUCUUCAGGAUUUUGAAGAAAUCCGAUUAGGACAUCAAUCUUAUCUUAAUGAUAUCCAACGAGGAUGUCUUCUUGAAUCACGUGUAUGCGCGGAAACAAUUAAAAAAGUGCAGAGUAUAUGUGAUCGUUUUUGUGCGAUACUAGAAAGAUGGGAUGGGCGAAAAGAUGAUGAAAGAUUAAAUCAAAUUAAUCAAUUAAAUGGGGCGUUUCGUGAUCAAGUGAAUUUCUUAUUUCGAACACUUUCUGGAGUUAAUCAGACUCCUGAUGGGAUUGGUGGACCUCCAAGACAUUUGGAUCAAUUACUAUUGCGCUUGGAUUAUAGCAAGUGGUUCUCUAAUGUCACAACAGCAGCAAUUGCCAACCUCAGAACACCUGAGAAAUCACUAACCAGCGCAAAAAGUAAAAAGAGUGGUGGCUCUGGCUUCAGUUCUGGAGGAGGGGGUGGGAAUACUACGACCACUACGACUAGCAUAGAACGUAGUACUGGUAGCAAGAAAACCAAUACUACUGACGCAACUGCUGCUGCUUCACAUACUGGCACUACGUUACGUGCCAUUGAUAAACAACGACGGACAGUAUUCAAGGCGGUAUUAGACUCGCCAUUUACUAUAACCUGGCCUACUAUAUCAAAACCAGAUUUAGAAAUUAUUUUGGAAGCUUUAUGCAGGGUGUUAUCAUGUAUCGGUGAAUAUCGUCUCAAAAAGCGAUCAUAUAAAAGAUCGGUCAAUAAAAAAAAGAAGCAAGCACUGAUAAAUAAAAAAGAGAAAGAGGAGGACCGAAAGGAAAUAGAACCUCCUAAUAAUAACAAUGAGCUUAUUACUACUAGUGACUAUAUGGAUAUGGAUGUGGAUGCGAUCAAUGAAAAAAACACGUCAUCCGAAUUGGCUCAAUUAUCGUCGUCAAUAUCUAAACAAAAAGAAGUGAAUAUUUCAAUUUCUUCUCCUGCUUUUGAAGAACCACCUUCGAUUUUUUUUUCUGACAUCACACCUGGUCAUCUGUACGCUCAUCUACCAACCAUGGCAAGCAUACACGGAGGGAAUCUCUUACUUGUUCCAUUGCCAAAAGGUGCAUUACAACGACUAGGAAAAGUGACUGGGAUGAAAUCAGUUUCAUGUAUUGGAGUUUUAGCAAAUGAUGCGCCUGAACUGAAUACUCUUUACGAACUUGUAAAAAGCAAAAUAGAACCAGUUAGAGCUUCUUGGUUGGAUCCUAUUCGAAAAACAUUUGUGCGUAAACGAAAGUUUGAGGAAGAGGAGGAUCGAAUUAACAAUAACAUGACAGCUUCAUCUGAAAGUGUCAUAAAGGAUGCUGCCAGCAUCGUCUCGGCAAAUAGUAAUAAUGUUUAUGUGUCUACUAGAAUAAAACAGCUUAUAACAACUGCACCAAUAAGGAACCCGAGGAAAGGGAAGGAAAAAGAAAAAUCUGUUUCACAAAAAAAUACUCAACAGCAGCAAAAAGUUAGCGAUAAUAACAAUAAUUCACAACAAAAGAACCCUAAAAAGAGGAACCACAACCAAAACAAUCACAGAAAUAAACCCAAUUAA
This is a messenger RNA of Ambispora gerdemannii, 3267 nucleotides long. The record is from the annotation of a GenBank genome assembly. NCBI's taxonomy places the organism in Eukaryota, Fungi, Glomeromycota, Glomeromycetes, Archaeosporales, Ambisporaceae.